Molecule: messenger RNA, 1849 nt
Organism: Cercospora beticola
Lineage: Eukaryota; Fungi; Ascomycota; Dothideomycetes; Mycosphaerellales; Mycosphaerellaceae
Biological process (GO): transmembrane transport
Cellular component (GO): plasma membrane
Molecular function (GO): transmembrane transporter activity
Source: RefSeq, a predicted model, not a curated record
AUGCCAGCCGAUCGAGACUUCGAAGAAGGCCAUGGCAGCGUCGACAAGAGCAACUAUGACUUCCGCUACAACUCCAUCGCCACCUCAGGCUCCGGCUACAGCAAAGAGCACCACUCCCAAGUAGAAUAUGCCCAGCAAGGUGGGCCACAUAUAGCGAUUGCUGCUGCUCCACAUCCACACCGCGACCAACACGACGCAGAAGCUGCUGCUUUACAUCAGAAGCUGGGCUUGAGACCCAAUGAGCACAUUCAGAUUAUCGACUGGAAUGGACCAGAUGAUCCAGAGAAUCCGUUCAAUUGGUCAAACGCAUACAAGUGGACAGCGACAUUGACAACAUGUUUCAUCUCCAUCCUGACUGGAAUCCCAGCUGGAGCGUACGGCGCCGCAAGCAACCAGAUGUCUGAGGCCUGGCACAUUGAUCAAAGUGGCUUUCCAUAUCUAUCUUUCGCACUCACCACUUGGAACAUAGGCGCAGCUUUCUUUCCGCUGCUCUUCGUACCAUUGACAGAGAGCACGGGUCGCAUGCCGGGCUAUUUCGCCGCCUACAUCCUCUUCAUAAUCUGGCUUAUCCCCUCCGCCCUCUCCCCCAACUUCGCCACAAUCCUCAUAACCCGCUUCUUCGGCGGCGGCGCCUCCAGCGUAGCAAUCACCAUCGUCGCCGGCACGAUCACCGACAUCUGGAAAGGCGACCGAGCCCGCAGCACCCCGAUGGCCGUCUUCGGCAUGACCUCCGUUGUAGGAAUCGCCCUAGGCCCUUUUGUUGGCGGCGCAAUCCAAUCCUCCUCCACCCUCUCCUGGCGCUGGAUCUACUACAUUCAAAUCAUCUACUGCGUAGCCUUCCUUCCGGCCUUCUACUUGAUCCUCUCCGAAACCCGCGGCGACGUAAUCCUCGCAACCCGAGCAAAAAAACUCCGCAAACAAGGCCAUCGAACCGCUUACGCUCGCUCUGAACUCAAUAAACCCAGUCUCGCCACCGCUCUUAAAAUCUCUUUCCUCCGUCCGACAAAAAUGCUCUGCACGGAACCUGUGGUUAUCAUGUUUACCCUCUGGGUCAGCUUCGCCUGGGGCCUCUUGUUUCUCUUCCAAUCCAGCGUCCCACUCGUCAUGUCAGCGAUUUACCCCCACUUCACGACUUUCCAACUCACAUUAAUCCAACUGGCGAUAUCCGCUGGAGCAAUCAUCGCUUGGCUUUUAAACCCUUUUCAAGAUCGUCUCUAUUUCUCCUCCGCGGGAAGGAAUACCGAACGGCCGGGGAAACCCAUCCCAGAAGCAAGAUUGUACACUUCAGUUCCUGGAUCCCUUAUUUUCGGCGCGGCGAUGAUUUGGUUUGGAGUUAGUAAUCAUCCGAAUAUAUCUUUUUGGGUACCGACGAUUGCCCUUGGAGCGUUUGGGAUAGGAGUUUAUUCUAUCUAUCUCGCUGUAACAAACUAUCUCGCUGACGCGUAUGAGAAAUACGCUGCUUCUGCCCUCUCAGCCGCUGGGCUAGGACGAAAUGCUCUAGGAGCUUUCUUGCCGUUGGCGACGCCGGCGAUGUAUAACAACUUGGGCUUCGUGACCGCUUCUUGUUUGUUGGGUGGACUGGCGAUUGCUUUGACGUUGGCGCCUUUGGCCUUGCUAUGGAAGGGAGAGGCGAUUAGGGCGAGAAGUCCUUUCAUGUUGGAUGCGACGUUGGAUGAGGGAGAGGCAGAGGAGAGGAGGGAGUCGGUUGCUAGGAGAUGGAGUGAGCAUCAUGGAGGUGCGAGUAUGGUUGAGAGGAAGAGGAGUUCGGUUUUGCCGGAUUCGAGGGUUGGGACGCAGAAUUUUAGGGGAGUGUGAGUUUUGUCUUCGGGGGCGUAAGAAUGUCUGUUCA